Messenger RNA from Cornus florida, 1121 nucleotides. Its product is annotated as wall-associated receptor kinase 2-like. Bases 104 to 1084 code for a protein of 326 amino acids. The transcript has a single exon. The record is from RefSeq and is a predicted model, not a curated record. NCBI's taxonomy places the organism in Eukaryota, Viridiplantae, Streptophyta, Magnoliopsida, Cornales, Cornaceae. Gene Ontology annotation, molecular function: polysaccharide binding.
GAUGUAACUGUGAUAUUAUUCUCCAUUGAUAAAUAGUCACAUUAGAGUAGAGAAGGAAAUAUCCUACAAAGAAUAACCUCCACUUAAGAGAUCAGAAGCAAUCAUGAGGUUUCCACAAAUAUUGGUACUGAUGUUGCUGGUGGUGGUGGUGGUAGUGAAGUUGGCAGUACAUGCAGCAAAUCUCUCGAACACUCUUGCUAAGCCUGGUUGUCCACAAAGUUGUGGAAACCUUACCAUUCCAUACCCGUUCGGCACAAGCACGGACUGCUGUCGAAAUGAGUCGUUCUUGAUAACAUGUAAUGACUCCAAGCCAUAUUUUGCAACCAAAAACGUAGUAUACAACUAUUUCCAUUCAGAAUACUUAUAUUUAGACAGUAACAUUAAUUCCAACUUAACUGUCCUUGGCAUAUCACUUAAUGGCGAGUUGCGUGUCUCCACUUGGUUAGGGGCAUAUGCGUGUUACAACAAAUCCGGUGGAUUGGUUGACUCCGACAAUUCACCGUUUUUCACAUUAUUUCCCAUCUCCACCACCAAAAAUAAGCUCACGGUAGUAGGUUGUGACACUUACGCAUACGUACAACAUUACCUAGGACCUUGGUACGCAAGUGGGUACAUAAGCGGUUGCAUGUCAAUUUGUGAUGAUUUUUAUGAUGUGGUCGCUGGUUCGUGCUCUUGUAUAGGUUGUUGCCAAACAUUGAUUCGUGAAGGAGUAAGCGCAUUUCAGUUGACAGUGAGCAGUUAUAAAAACCAAACAGAUGUUAUAGUCUUCAAUCCCUGUGGCGUCGCCUAUCUCGCUGAAGAGGGCAGUCACACAUUCUUCCCAGAUGAACUUUCUAAAAACAGGACCGUGAGCGGAUUUGCCCCGCUGCCGGUUGUGCUUGAUUGGGCUAUUGGCAAUGAGACAUGUGAAGAAGCCAGAACGAAUUUGAGCAGCUAUGCAUGUGGGCAAAAUAGCAUAUGCUAUAAUUCCACUAAGGUUUACGGGUAUCUCUGCAACUGUUCUCAAGGUUAUCAAGGAAACCCCUACCUUUCAAAUGGUUGCCAAGGUACGUAUGUGAAAUACUUGUUUGCUUAUGUCAAUUAAAGUUGUAUUCAUGUUUUUAACUUAAUUUAUAUUUUUC